This is a messenger RNA of Spodoptera litura, 3740 nucleotides long. RefSeq names its product RNA polymerase II subunit RpII140 (gene RpII140). Lineage: Eukaryota; Metazoa; Arthropoda; Insecta; Lepidoptera; Noctuidae. Gene Ontology annotation, molecular function: DNA binding; DNA-directed RNA polymerase activity; ribonucleoside binding. The record is from RefSeq and is a predicted model, not a curated record. Gene Ontology annotation, biological process: DNA-templated transcription.
AUCAAAGACAAAAGACAACACUCAUUCAGCGACGAGUUUGGGCAAGUCGAGUUGAAGUGCUUGGAUUCAUUUGACUUAGUGUUUUAUGUUAUAAUUGGUAAUAAUCUUAUCGAGGAGAACUUUUAGUUCUCCUUUUAAUUAUGUACGAAACAGAAGAUGAUCAGUAUGAAGAAAUUGACGUGGAGGAAAUAUCAUCGGAGCUUUGGCAAGAAGCUUGUUGGAUCGUCAUCAACGCUUAUUUUGAUGAAAAAGGUUUGGUACGCCAACAAUUAGACAGUUUUGAUGAAUUCAUUCAAAUGUCAGUCCAGCGUAUCGUAGAAGAUUCACCACCUAUAGAAUUACAAGCUGAAGCUCAGCAUUCAUCGGGUGAAAUUGAAACUCCACCAAAAUAUCUUCUAAAAUUCGAUCAAAUCUACUUAUCAAAGCCUACACACUGGGAAAAAGACGGUGCUCCCUCACCUAUGAUGCCUAAUGAAGCUCGGCUGCGAAACUUGACUUAUUCUGCUCCACUGUAUGUGGAUAUAACCAAAACAAUUGUAAAGGAACAUGAAGACCCUAUUGAAACCCAGCAUCAAAAAACAUUUAUUGGCAAAAUUCCGAUUAUGCUUCGGUCUACCUAUUGUCUUCUGAAUAACUUAACAGACAGAGACUUGUCUGAAUUAAAUGAAUGUCCACUUGACCCUGGUGGUUACUUUAUUAUCAAUGGUUCUGAAAAAGUACUAAUUGCCCAGGAAAAGAUGGCAACAAAUACUGUAUAUGUAUUCAGUAUGAAAGAUGGUAAAUUUGCUUAUAAAACAGAGAUCCGAUCAUGCCUAGAGCACAGUUCCAGGCCCACUUCUACUUUAUGGGUUAACAUGAUGGCUCGUGGUGGCCAAAAUAUAAAAAAAUCUGCAAUUGGACAAAGAAUAAUUGCGAUUGUUCCAUAUAUCAAACAAGAAAUUCCUAUAAUGAUUGUAUUCAGAGCUCUCGGUUUUGUUGCUGAUAGAGAUAUAUUGGAGCACAUUAUCUAUGACUUUGAUGACCCUGAAAUGAUGGAAAUGGUCAAACCUUCCUUAGAUGAAGCUUUUGUAAUUCAGGAACAAAAUGUGGCUCUUAAUUUCAUUGGUGCCCGUGGUGCUCGCCCAGGUGUUACUAAAGAAAAGCGUAUCAAAUAUGCAAGAGAAAUUCUACAAAAAGAAAUGUUACCUCAUGUUGGGGUGUCAGAUUUCUGUGAAACUAAAAAAGCUUAUUUUCUGGGCUAUAUGGUACAUCGUUUGUUGCUUGCUGCAUUAGGACGUCGUGAGCUAGAUGACAGAGAUCAUUAUGGCAACAAGCGUUUAGAUUUAGCCGGGCCUUUACUUGCAUUUUUGUUUAGAGGUCUAUUUAAAAAUCUGUUAAAAGAAGUAAGAAUGUAUGCCCAGAAAUUCAUCGACAGAGGAAAGGACUUUAAUUUGGAAUUGGCUAUUAAAACAAAAAUUAUAACUGAUGGGUUAAGAUAUUCCCUUGCUACUGGAAAUUGGGGCGACCAAAAGAAGGCCCAUCAAGCUAGAGCUGGAGUAUCACAAGUAUUGAAUAGGUUAACCUUUGCUUCGACAUUAUCACAUUUGCGACGUGUGAACUCUCCAAUUGGUCGAGAUGGUAAGCUAGCCAAACCUCGUCAAUUACAUAACACUUUAUGGGGUAUGAUAUGUCCUGCCGAAACACCUGAAGGUGCUGCUGUAGGUUUAGUGAAAAAUCUAGCCUUAAUGGCUUAUAUUUCGGUAGGCAGUCAGCCAUCUCCCAUUCUUGAGUUCUUGGAAGAGUGGUCUAUGGAAAAUUUGGAGGAAAUUGCACCUUCAGCUAUAGCUGAUGCCACAAAAAUAUUUGUAAAUGGUUGUUGGGUUGGUAUUCACAGAGACCCAGAGCAAUUAAUGGCUACUUUAAGAAAACUAAGACGUCAAAUGGAUAUUAUUGUUUCUGAAGUGAGCAUGAUUCGUGACAUUAGAGACAGAGAAAUAAGAAUUUACACAGACGCCGGCAGAAUAUGUCGCCCUUUGUUAAUUGUCGAAAAUGGAGCUUUGCUAUUAAAGAAGAAACACAUUGAUGAUCUUAAGGAACGUGAUUUUAAUAACUAUGGGUGGCAAAAUUUAGUAGCGAGUGGUGUUGUUGAAUACAUAGACACCUUGGAGGAAGAGACUGUAAUGAUCGCAAUGAGCCCUGAUGAUUUAGCUCAAGUAAAGGAAUAUGCAUACUGUACUACAUAUACUCACUGUGAAAUUCAUCCUGCUAUGAUACUGGGUGUGUGUGCGUCAAUCAUACCAUUCCCUGAUCACAACCAGAGCCCUAGGAAUACCUACCAAAGUGCUAUGGGUAAGCAAGCUAUGGGUGUUUACAUUACUAACUUCCAUGUAAGAAUGGACACUCUGGCUCAUGUGUUAUAUUACCCACACAAGCCAUUGGUUACUACAAGAUCCAUGGAAUAUCUGCGGUUUAGAGAAUUGCCUGCAGGCAUUAAUUCGAUCGUAGCAAUUUUGUGCUAUACAGGCUACAAUCAAGAAGAUAGUGUUAUUCUGAACGCAUCGGCUGUAGAAAGAGGAUUCUUCCGGUCCGUAUUUUACAGAUCUUAUAAGGAUUCGGAAUCUAAAAGGAUUGGUGACCAAGAGGAACAGUUUGAAAAACCUACUCGACAAACAUGUCAAGGCAUGAGAAACGCUUUGUACGACAAAUUAGAUGAUGAUGGCAUUAUUGCGCCGGGUAUAAGAGUAUCUGGUGAUGACGUAGUUAUUGGGAAAACAAUCACACUACCUGAAAAUGAUGAUGAAUUAGAAGGUACAACAAAACGUUACACAAAACGUGAUGCAUCAACAUUUCUCCGUAAUAGUGAAACUGGUAUUGUCGACCAGGUGAUGUUGACGCUAAAUAGCGAAGGUUACAAAUUCUGCAAAAUUCGUGUCAGAUCAGUGCGUAUUCCUCAAAUCGGGGACAAGUUUGCUUCCCGCCAUGGUCAAAAAGGAACUUGUGGAAUUCAGUACAGGCAAGAAGAUAUGCCAUUUACUUGCGAGGGUAUAACUCCUGAUAUUAUUAUUAAUCCACACGCUAUCCCAUCUCGUAUGACAAUUGGCCAUUUAAUUGAAUGCAUCCAGGGCAAAGUAUCUUCUAACAAAGGAGAAAUUGGUGAUGCAACACCAUUCAAUGAUGCUGUAAAUGUGCAGAAAAUAUCUUCGCUACUGCAAGAGUAUGGCUAUCAUCUGCGUGGUAAUGAAGUUAUGUAUAACGGACAUACAGGACGAAAGAUAAAUGCCCAAGUAUUUUUGGGUCCCACAUAUUAUCAACGUCUGAAACACAUGGUGGAUGACAAAAUCCAUUCAAGAGCUCGAGGACCUGUGCAGAUUUUAGUUAGGCAACCUAUGGAGGGCAGAGCUAGAGAUGGUGGAUUACGUUUCGGAGAAAUGGAACGGGAUUGUCAAAUUGCUCAUGGCGCCGCACAAUUCCUACGUGAACGUCUUUUUGAAGUGUCUGAUCCUUAUCGUAUACACGUUUGCAACUUCUGUGGUCUUAUUGCGAUUGCAAACUUGAGAAAUAAUACUUUUGAAUGUAAAGGAUGUAAGAAUAAGACCCAAAUAUCGCAAAUAAGACUGCCAUAUGCUGCGAAGUUAUUGUUCCAAGAACUGAUGUCUAUGAAUAUUGCGCCAAGAUUGAUGGUUGUAAAUUAAGUAUAAAAUACCUAUUUCAUUUCAAUAAAACGGUUUUAUUAUUGAAAACUUUCUUUUUGAUGUUUUUAA